This is a messenger RNA of Protopterus annectens (West African lungfish), 2578 nucleotides long. RefSeq names its product connector enhancer of kinase suppressor of ras 2-like. Gene Ontology annotation, molecular function: protein binding. The record is from RefSeq and is a predicted model, not a curated record. Gene Ontology annotation, biological process: regulation of signal transduction. Gene Ontology annotation, cellular component: cytoplasm; membrane. The transcript has 15 exons. Bases 128 to 2578 code for a protein of 816 amino acids. NCBI's taxonomy places the organism in Eukaryota, Metazoa, Chordata, Ceratodontiformes, Protopteridae.
UGGAGGGACAAAGCAUCCUUUUUGCUCUGGAUUGCACUGCUAAGAUGCAUGCAGCUCGUUUGUUUCAGCCAUGCUUUGAAAAAAAUAAUUUUCUUUUUUAAAUCUGGCAUUUGCUCAGUGACCAGCAAUGGCUUUGGUAAUGGAACCUAUAAGUAAGUGGACACCCAAGCAAGUAGUAGAGUGGAUGAAAGGGCUUGAUGAUUGCCUCCAGCAGUACAUUAAGAACUUUGAGAGGGAGAAAAUCAACGGAGAACAAUUAUUGCAUAUUACUCACCAGGAGCUAGAGGAACUUGGAGUAACUCGCAUUGGUCACCAGGAACUUAUCCUCGAAGCAGUUGAUUUGUUGUGUGCGUUGAAUUAUGGGCUAGAAACUGAGAACCUAAGAACUCUUUCUCAUAAGCUGAAUGCCUCAGCCAAAAAUCUGCAGAACUUCAUCACAGGUAGACGGAGAAGUGGCCAUUAUGAUGGAAGAGCCUCACGACGACUUCCAAAUGAUUUUCUUACCUCUGUGGUUGACCUUAUUGGUGCUGCCAAGAAUUUACUGGCCUGGCUAGACAGGUCUCCAUUUGUCAGUAUGACAGAAUACUCACUGUUGAAGAACAACAUUGUCCAGCUGUGCCUGGAAUUAACAACUAUUGUUCAACAGGACUGUACUGUGUAUGAAACAGAAAACAAAAUUCUUCAUGUGUGUAAAACAUUGUCUGGAAUCUGUGAUCACAUCAUUUCUCUCUCUUCGGAUUCCCUCGUGUCACAGUCUGCACAUCUCGAGGUUGUCCACUUAACAAAUAUCAUGCCUAGUGAAGGUUUGGGAAUGUACAUUAAGUCAACAUAUGAUGGACUGCAUGUCAUCACAGGAACAACAGAAAAUUCCCCUGCAGACCAGUGUAAGAAGAUCCAUGCUGGUGAUGAAGUAAUUCAAGUUAAUCAUCAAACAGUGGUUGGCUGGCAGUUGAAGAACUUAGUGAAUGCAUUACGAGAAGAUCCAAGUGGGGUGAUUUUAACAUUAAAGAAACGCCCACAGAAUACCCUCACAUCAGCCCCUGCACUUUUGAAAAAUGUAAGAUGGAAACCCCUUGCACUUCAGCCAUUAAUUCCGACCAGUCCAACAAGUACUACAAAUACUCCAACAAACACCAUUGGAAUGUCAUCAAAAAUGGACAGCUCUACUCUCCAUGAUGUCUUCAUCUUAUCUCCAGUUUAUGGACCAAGAGAUGACAUCGGAAUAGUAUCCUGUGAUGACAUCAACAAGUAUGGAAUGGGAAAGUCAGGUAUGAAAGGUUCGGAAUCUCCUAGCUAUUUCCUGGACCAUGACACUGGGAAAUAUUACACAUUAAUUGAAGGAGAGGGCCACCAUAUGGGUUCAGAGAAUGACAGAAGCAGAGCAACAGGGGUGAGAAGAAGAGACAAGACACCAACCCAUGUUGGUUCCUGUGUCGAAAGUGAGGUUUGUCUGCAGUUGUAUUUUGGUUUUUACGCACUUUUGAGCAUGGCUGAAGGCAACAGUCUCAUAUCUGAGAAUUAUAUGAAUGUUUUGAGAGAGAGACCCACUCAACACCCACUGAGUGCUUUUCUAGAGGAACGCAGCAACCCUUUAUUGAAUGGAGCUAUCAAUUUGACUACCGACUAUCCUGUGCCAGAUGCCAGCAUUAGAGAAGCCGUUUAUACUGAUUAUCAUUUGCUGGAGGAUGCAUUGUACAAGUAUAAACACUUGCAGUGGCAGAGGUAUCAUUUAGAGGCUUCUCUAAACCUUCAGAUUGUACCUAGAGGGCUGAGAGUCUUAACAAUGCCAGUAUAUGAAUCUACAUAUCCUGAACUAUUGAGACGCUGGCAAGUGCUGAAUUUGGAAUGUAGUGGUAAAUAUAUGCAGCUGUUGACUGAGUUUUUCAGACCUGAAGAGAGGCUGCCCAAUGUUAAAAUCAGGAAAAUUCAGAGAGAUAAACUAGAUUUUGAAAGGGGUGAUGUCUUUUCUUGGUCUAGAGAUAGUCCAUCACAGAAUGCAGUGUUUUCAAACCAAACAGGAAGUGGGAGGCAUUCAGAGCGCACACAUUACACUGAGCCUCAGAGAGCAGUUGCACAGAAGCAACCGGAGCUAUCCAAAACUUCUUUGACUCGGCCGAGUCUCCAUGGAGUUGAAGUUAACAGUAUGGAUGCUGCUAGUAACAGCUCUACAGUCAUCCCUAAGAGUAGUGCUCUUGUAAAACUGAAAGUUUUAAGUGGAGCACAUGAUGCUUCACCUCUACCAGUAUUCGCAGCUCAAGCAAUGACGUUGACUGAUUCAGCAGAUAGCUGGUACUAUCAGAAUGAGUUUGAGAAAACCUUGGGUAAAACAAUUACAGCACUAGCUGAAAUGGAUCAGCAUCAAGUCUUGCAUCCAUUCCUUCACCCAUCACUAGUAGUAACAACACCACCACCACUGACACCCACAACAUCUGGGUCCCAAGCUGCUACAGUCACCUCCAGACCUCCUGUAUCACCUCCAUUGGACACUGCAGCCACCUUUGCACCAAGUGGUGCUCCUUUUCUCUCUGUAAGCAGCAGUGCCAGUGGAGGUGACAGUGUUAUCAACUGCAACAGCUAG